Trichoplusia ni (cabbage looper) is the source of this 2211-nucleotide messenger RNA. Its product is annotated as nucleoporin-like protein 2. The record is from RefSeq and is a predicted model, not a curated record. Gene Ontology annotation, molecular function: metal ion binding. The coding region runs from base 124 to 1212 and encodes 362 amino acids. NCBI's taxonomy places the organism in Eukaryota, Metazoa, Arthropoda, Insecta, Lepidoptera, Noctuidae. The transcript is spliced from 3 exons.
AUGACAGUGACGUUUGUCCUUGUUUAAAUUGUUGCAACAGAAUCUAUCGAAUCUAUACAUGUACCCAAAAACCUAUAGAUAUCAAAAUAUUGUGGGGCUUAAAAUAUCCAUACUUGAUUAAAAAUGGUUGUUUGUAAAUUUUUCCAACAAGGAUAUUGUCGUUUUGGAAAGAAUUGCAGAAAUGAACACAUAUACGGAUCCAAAUAUUCUUAUCAUGCAAACGCACCCGCGGCUGCACCAGCCCCUGCGGCGGUAGUACAACAGCCUGGUGGAGUGACAGAUGAGCAACUUGUGAACCAGGUGCAGUCUGACAUCCAGGCAGUUCUUCGAGGAGGACAGUGGAUUCACUCGUGCUAUUCUCCUUUUAAAGACAAACCUUACUCGUUCCCGGGACUCACCGACCUAUCGCCAGAGGAAGCUCGACUCUUUAUGUAUGAGGCUAAAAAGAAUAACACUCUUGGAGUUGCAGUUAACUAUAUGAAUGAACUAGAAAAAACAACAAAACAAAAAUAUGCUCAACUGCUGCAACCAAAUGUGGCCAUCAUCAAGGUAUUAAGAAGCCUUUACAAAGGAGAGUAUGCCACAUCACCAUUUGGGAAUGCACAAGAGAGCAAUGUAGGACAGAAUGCAUUCGCUAGUAACAACGCAGCAUCUUCAAUAUUCCGCAGUGCAGUCCAAGCAGCACCAAUGAAUGCUGAAUCUCCUAACAAUGCUCAAUCAAUAUUCAGCCAGGCACAAAAAAGUAUAUUCAACACCCAACCAAGUCAACCAAUGGAUUCAGCCAAAGAUUUAUUUGCUGCAGCCAAUAACACAAAUGUUUUCGGACCCAGCGUUCCUCCAGCUAAUAUAUUUCAAACCCAGCAGAACCAGGACACAGCUGCUAAAUCAAUAUUUGCUUCAGCAGUUCAGAGUAAUUUUAAUACAAAUAAUCAAAGUAAUCCAGCCAGUAUAUUUGCUGCUGCAAAUCAAAAUACCUCACCAUUUAGUCAAGGAAAUGUCUUUCAGGCAAGUCCUAAUCAAGGACCUGUAUUUGGACAGCAAAGCAAACCUCCAUUACAAAGUGAUCCAGGUGUGUACAGUAUGGUAGAUGACUUGGCAGAAAGUGAUUUGGAAGCAUUCAAAGGUGACAGUUUCCAGUUAGGCUUCAUACCUGACCUUCCACCACCAUACGAGCUUUGUAUGGCUCCUGCGAACUCAACCUUUUUCAGUUAAGACUCAAAUUUUUUUUUUGUUUUUACAGUAUUUGAGUUAAGGUGUUACUUGUUUUAAUUUAACAUGAAAUACUAGUCUAUCAAUAUUAUGUUUUGUAUUCAGUAAAAAAAGUAUUGUAGUAUCAAAUACACUGUUAUUAGUUGUCUAUAAUCCAUAUUUUUCAACCCUAAAAUCUUUAUUUGAUAUUGUAAUUUUCUGUUUCAAUAUUUAUUAAAAUACAUGAAUACCAAUAAUGAUAUUAAGGAAGUUAAUAAAUUAUGCUGAUUGACUAUAAGCCCUCAUAGGUCCUCUUCCCAUGUUCAUUGGCGCUCCUUCAAACUCUGUACAGCGCCAUCUAUGCGCAGUCACGACGUUAACAUAACGUUAUCAUUUCUAAAAACGGUAUCACUAUUCUAUUCCGCUCUGUCUGUGUGGGAAGGGCGAGACAACAACAAGAACAACGCGUCUGCGUGACGUUGGAGGAGCGCCUAUGCGAAACGCCAGUGGGAUAGGGGCGUUACCUAUAACCUUUUAACUGGACCGCGCAGCCGACCCCUUUUUAAGUUUUUCAAUGCAACAGCCGUGUGUUAUCAGAACAUGCGGUUGUAUUCACUAGUACAUAAGGAAAGUAAGAUGUAUAUGUAGAGUGUAAGUUUUUAUGUAGUUUGUAUAUUGUAUUACUCAAGUAUGUUUAGGAAAAAAAGAGUUGGUUACUUCACAUACAAUAAGUGAAAAUUUUCUUUUCUAGAACUGAGAUUUUUUCCUGAGUGCUCAUGACUCAUCUGCUUUUGCUGCACACAUUUAAAUUUGUUUUUUUUCGAAAUAGUUAAUUACCUUUUUCAUUCGUUUUAUCACAAUGUCCACAAUGUGUGAAGUAUUUAUUUUCUGUUUGUAUUGUUAUAAUUUGUUGUAAAAAUCAUGUUAUCUGACUCAACUAUAUUUGACUGUGAUGAUUGGUUUAGAUUUAAGAAAGUAAAUGACUGAAUAAACUGAAAUAACUGAAUAAAUCUAUGUUUUACA